This is a messenger RNA of Tachyglossus aculeatus (Australian echidna), 851 nucleotides long. Its product is annotated as signal peptidase complex subunit 1-like. Lineage: Eukaryota; Metazoa; Chordata; Mammalia; Monotremata; Tachyglossidae. Gene Ontology annotation, cellular component: endoplasmic reticulum membrane; signal peptidase complex. The coding region runs from base 112 to 423 and encodes 103 amino acids. Gene Ontology annotation, biological process: protein targeting to ER. The transcript has 4 exons. The record is from RefSeq and is a predicted model, not a curated record.
UCCGGCCGCGCGCCAACGUCUGCUUCCGCUUUCCACUUCUGUGCGACGUCGGCAUUAAGAUCGUCCUUCGUUUGGGCCCCGCACUUCGCUGCUCCAUCCAACUCCAGCACCAUGUUGGGAAUCCUGAGCUCAAUCCCCACGCAGAUGGAUUAUAAGGGUCAGAAACUAGCCGAGCAGAUAUUUCAGGGAAUCAUUCUGACUUCGGCCGUAAUUGGUUUUAUCUAUGGCUAUUUGAUUGAAGAUUUUGGUUGGACCGUCUCCAUAGUGAUGGCUGGAUUUGUUGUUUCGUGCGUGCUGACGCUCCCUCCAUGGCCCAUGUAUCGCCGGCAUCCCUUAAAAUGGCUACCUGUUCAAGAUUCAGGAUAUGAAGAUAAAAAAUCCGUGGAUAGAAAAAGCAAAAGGCAGUCAAAAAGGGAGCUUUAGUAGUACAAUUUCCAGGAUUCAGAUUGCAAAGGAAAUUAGCAGUGGAACGAAAAAGAAAAUUGUAGGCGAAAGGGAUAUUUUACGGCGCAGCUUGACUAUUUGGGUUUUUUUGUUAGCUAUACAAUUCUUUCACUAAGCUUUUUCAUAAAUCAUGUAAAAAAAGCAUUCAAAUUUAAUGCAGCGCUUUCUUUAGUUUCAGUGUUUUAUAUAGUUUGCUACAGACAUUUGGGUUUUUGUUAAUGAAUACUUUCGGCCUUGAAAGAAAAAUAUUAAAAUUAAGUGUACCUGUAGUUCAUCUCUGUGUUUUACGUUCAUGUGAACAGUGAAGGAAAGAAUACCUUCCAGAAUAUUUUAUAAACUAUGUUUUGUGAAACCUUAAAGCUUCCCUGUGCUAGAAGUGUUUUUUCAAUAAAAAUGUCAUCACUGAA